AUGGAGGCCAAAGAUGCAAAAGUGGACUAUGAAGUACUAGUUGCGCCCGACGGCAAGACAUACUACUACAACAAGAAGACGGGGAAAAGCAGUUUUCGCAAACCCGAUGUACUUAAAGAUUCGGACGAAGACUUCGACGUGGAUCCAUGGAUUGAGUGUAGAAGCAGGCAAGGAAAAGUCUUUUAUCAUAACACUAUCACGAAGGAAAGCAGAUGGGAGAGGCCUGGAGAAAAGAGAAAAGGAAAGACGCUGAUAAAAGGAAUAGGGAUGAACAUGAGGAUAACAGACCACGAAACAUCUAAGUAUCUACUGUACAGGCUAAUGGAGCAGUACAAGGUAGAAAACAUGAAAGAUGUAUUUUAUAAGCUGUCUACAGAGCCUAUAUUCCGGGCGAUAAGAAUGGACGUUCGAGAGUCCCUGGUGAGGAAAUACUUUGAAGAUAAGGAGGAAAAUAACAGGGAGGAGGAAGUCCAAAGGCAGAAAUAUUAUGUAGACGAGGUUUGCAAGGUCGACGUCGGAGUGUCUGAUUUCUUUGGUUUCAACAGUGUAUUUUCGAGACAUCCAUACUAUUCCAGGAUCAAGGACAAGUUUGGAUGCUAUGAGGUGUAUAUUGAGAAGCAUAUGGGGGGUACGACAGCAGGGAAGUUGGAAGAGAUAUUCCGAGCCUGUGGAAUUGAUCUGAACAGCUCGGCAAGCGACGUCCUUAAGAUGAAGGAAAUGGAGGGAUUUGAUAGAAAGGUGGUUCUAUUUUCGUUUAUUCGGUACUUCCGUAGACUUGAAAGAGAGUUUCUGUUGGAUAUCGAGAAGAAAAAAACAUCAAUGGCCGAGAAAAUCCCCCAUUACAGAGAGGAGUUUAGGCAAGUUCUGAACAGUCUGUAUAGUAGAGGGCUGAUCUACUACAAGAUGAAGUUCAAGGAUGCAUUUUAUUUAUUCAAGAACUCAGAGCCGUUCUGGAAUCUUCUGGGGAGUAUGGAGAGUCCCAAGGAGGUAUACUUUGAGUUUGUCAACGAUCUGGAAAACAAGUUGAAAAGAUACGAGAAGGAAAGGACAGAGGAGAUCAGCCAAAUAGACAAAAGAGCAGUGGAUAAGUACUUCGAAGUGGUUUGGGAGGAGAAGGAGGAAGGAGAGAUCUAG
This is a messenger RNA of Encephalitozoon intestinalis ATCC 50506, 1134 nucleotides long. RefSeq names its product splicing factor. The transcript has a single exon. NCBI's taxonomy places the organism in Eukaryota, Fungi, Microsporidia, Unikaryonidae. Gene Ontology annotation, molecular function: RNA binding; protein binding. The record is from RefSeq and is a predicted model, not a curated record. The coding region runs from base 1 to 1134 and encodes 377 amino acids. Gene Ontology annotation, cellular component: U1 snRNP; U2-type prespliceosome. Gene Ontology annotation, biological process: mRNA cis splicing, via spliceosome.